UGGUUAUCGCCACCGCCACCAGCUGUUUGGCUGCGCAGAAAAAACGAAGACUUCGUUUUCUUGUUAUUGUUGAAGAAAUUAAUAAAAUUAAAAUUAUUGCGGACAUUACAGCGGCAAUUACAAACAGGAUGGGCAAUCAACUGGUGGGCAUUGCCCCGUCGCAGAUUUAUGCGGUGGAGCACUACUUUUCCGGCCAGUUUGGAUCCGAAAUCACAUUCAGUUCCAACAUGGGCAGCACGCGAUUCUUCAAAGUGGCCAAGGCAAAAACGGAUGAGGGUCAGAUAGUGGUCAAGGUGUUUGUGAAGCACGAUCCCACGUUGCCGCUGGAGGAUCACAAGGAGCGACUGGAGGGAAUCAAGAAGACACUUUCGCUGGCCAAUGCCGUCAAUUGUUUACCCUUUCAACGAGUUGAGCUAAUUGACAAGGCAGCCUAUAUAAUGAGAUAUGUUAAGCACAGUCUUUAUGAUCGCGUGUCCACACGCCCCUUUCUCACUGUUUUGGAGAAAAAGUGGAUCACGUUCCAGAUUCUGUGCGCCCUGAACCAGUGCCACAAACAGAAGAUCUGCCACGGAGACAUCAAGCUGAGAAUAUCCUGAUCACCUCUGGAACUGGAUCUCCUCUCAGACUUUGCUUCCUUUAAACCCACUUACUUGCCGGAGGACAAUCCGGCGGACUAUACGUACUUCUUCGAUACGAGUAGAAGGCGAACCUGCUACAUUGCCCCCGAGCGAUUUGUCAAGACACUGGCUUCGGAUGACGAUGGCGGCAAUGGCAACAUGUCGGUCAUUCACACCGACUCCAUCAUUCGACUGGCACCCAGUUAUGCUGGAAAUACUCUACUACCAGCCAUGGACAUCUUCUCAGCGGGCUGCGCCUUGCUGGAACUCUGGACGGAGGGAACUGCGCCCUUUUGAACUCUCCAGCUACUGGCCUACAGGCGUGGUGAGCGGGAUCUGGUGGAGAAGCAUUUGGCUGGCAUCGAAAAUGAGAGGCUACGCAACCUGCUGGCCUCCAUGAUCGACAUCCACUCAAUGACGAAGAGCGCCGAGGAUUACUUGGAUCAGGAGCGCGGCCAGCUGUUUCCCGAAUACUUUUACUCCUUCCUGCAAUCGUACUUGCAAAUGUUCUCCUCAACACCGAUAAUGUCACCGGAUGACAAGAUCCAGUGUCUGCACAAGGACAUUGGGCACUGCAUCAAGGUGCUGACACAGGCACAGGAUGUGACCCCGGAGGAGGAGGAUAAGGAUGGUGAGCAGGAAAAGAAGGAUCCCACGUUGUGUGCUCGACUGCCACCGGAGCAUGAUGGUCUCAUUCUGAUCAUUACUGUGGUCACAUCCUGCAUUCGCGGUCUCAAGCAGUCCAACACUAAAAUUGCUGCCUUGGAACUGCUGCAAAUUUCGAAGUACACCACUUCCGAGACCAUCUUGGAUCGCAUAUUGCCCUACAUUGUGACUGCACUUGGCCAGAAAUCACCAGCCAAGGUGCAAGUUCAGGCCAUCGAAACGCUGACCGCCUGCCUGGGCAUGGUAAAGGACAUUCCGCGCAGCGAUGCCAGUUUUCCGGAGUACAUCCUUCCUCCAUACUGACUUGGCCAGCGAUCGAGUGCCGUGAUUGUUCGCGUGGCUUUGCCCGGAAUAUUGCUGCUCUGGCAAAAGCGCUGUCUAUUUUUGGAGGAGACGCAGCGAAAUGCUCCGAAUGACAUGCCCACUCCGCGCUACGAGGCGGAGUUGAAUGCUCAUGAUAUAGUAAGACAAGCGGUACUGAGUCUGCUGACGGAUUCCCAACCGGUGGUUAAGCAAACUCUGAUGGAGUCGGGCAUUUGCGAUCUGUGCGCGUUCUUUGGCAAGGAGAAAGCCAACGAUGUGAUACUCUCGCACAUCAUGACCUUUCUGAAUGACGAGGACAAGAUGAGGGGAGCUUUCUAUGACAACAUCGCCGGAGUGGCUGGCUAUGUGGGCUGGCAGGUCGAUAUAUUGGUGCCCCUUUUGCAGCAAGGAUUUACGGAUCGCGAGGAGUUCGUCAGCAAGGCCAUACGUGCAGUGACCACUAUCGAACUGGGUCACAUCAAGAAGCGCGUCACGGAAAUUGUCCAAGAGAGCUGUUAUCUGUGCCAUCCUAAUCUUUGGGUUCGUCACGAGAUCUGCGGCAUGAUCGCCACCACUGCGAACCUCAGCGCCAUCGAUGUGCAGUGCAAGAUUAUGCCUGCGAUUGGCGCUUUUCUCAAGGCGCCGCUUAUCCAGGUGGAGAAGCAAAUCCUACUGGACUGUGUGCAUCCACCGGUUCCGCGGCAGAUCUUCGACAGCGUGCUCCGCUUCCAGGACAUCCACAGUUUUCUUAGAGCGCUUGAGGACCGAUCCAGAGCUCGGAACCAGGCCAGACAAGGAGCUGUGCCGCAGUUCGAGGAGAUGGGCAGACCCUAAGGAACGUGAGUAGUUUUUCUUAUAAUUCGAUUAAAAUUAUCUAAAUAGUUCUAUUCGUUUGCAGCUUUUUAGACGCUAAGCUCUGAGGGAUUGACGGAUCUAAUCGAAAUGCAGCUGCUGGCCAUGAACCCUUUCCUGAUCUCCAUGAAGCACAAGUCCCUGCAGGAUCUGGACGACACUACCUCUGGCAACGGACGCAUUGUGGUCACGCGCAAGCAAGUCGCUUGUCAUGAAUAUCCGCUGGCGGACAAAAUCACCAAAAUGCCCCUAGAGAACCGAUCCAGCGAGGGACCAACAAUGGUAUCGCCCGCCUCGGAUGCAGCGAACACUCCGCUGGGAGCCGGGGGAAUGGCCGGAAGUCCUGCCUCUGGAGCUGUGGUUCUUGGCGUGCCAACGGCCACUGUAAGUGCGGCCACCUCACUGGGUGAAUACACGAUGCCGGAGCGAAACUGCUGGCUGGAACGCUCCUCUGAGUGCCGCAAGGAUCUCGAAUCGCUCACGGCCAAGAUCAAGAGGCGCUACAAUGUGCUGGCCAUCUCACAGCGCUGUAGUUACGACAAGCUUGUGACGCCCUACCCACCUGGUUGGCGGAUGAACGGCACCCUGGUGGCCCAUCUGCACGAACACUCGGAGUCGGUGAUCAAGCUGGCCUCCUUGCGUCCCCACGGCUCGCUCUUCGCCAGCGGCAGCAUAGACGGCACGGUGCGGCUGUGGGAUUGCAGCAAACUCAAUGGGAAUCAAGGGGUGAAUAAGUCGAGGCAGGUUUAUUCGGCCAAUACGCCCAUCUACGCCCUGGCCGCCUGUGAUAGUGGACAAUCGCUAGCGGUGGGCGGCAAGGAUGGCAGCAUUCUGAUGAUGCGGAUCGAUCGCAACUCCGCCAAGAUGACGCUCCAGCAGGCCCUGAAUCAGAAUGAUCAUAAAGAUGGACCUGUUGUGGACAUGCACGCCUACGAUCAGGCCACGCAAAGUGUCAUCGUGUACGCCACGCUGUACGGCGGCAUUGUGGCCUGGGAUACACGGAUGCAGCACAGCGCCUGGCGGCUGCAGAACGAACUCCGGCACGGGGUGAUCACCACCAUCUGUGCGGAUCCCACUGGCUCUUGGUUGGCCACCGGAACGAGUGGCGAACACAUCUGCUGGGACCUGCGCUUCCGUCUGCCCAUUGCCGAGAUCAAACAUCCGGCUGAUUCGUGGAUACGCAAAGUGGCCUGCCAUCCCACGGAGCCUUCGUAUCUCAUCUCCGCCUCGCAGUCGAACAACGAGGUGUCUGUAUGGAACAUAGAGACGGGUCAGCGCCAGACGGUUUUGUGGGCCAGCCCGGUGGCGGCUUUAUCCAGCGCCAGUCCCAGUGAUCCUGCCACCACGUGCGGCAUCCUCAGCGGAGUGGUCGAUGGUUCCCCCUUCAUUCUCACCGGCAGCUCGGAUCAGCGCAUCCGGUACUGGGACAUCGCCAAUCCUAAGAACUCCUCGCUCAAGGUGCCGGCUGCCAAUGACAAUCUGGCCGAUGUGGCCUUCAACUACGGUGCCCGCUUAAUCGAUGGCAGUCAGGUGAUUGAGGAGCAAAUCAUUUCCAUGGCCAGUACUGGCGACUCACAGCAGCUGCGCUCCUCCACGGAGGAGAAUCCCCGCUCUGGGCCGGACAUGCCCACGGCCAGUCACCACGACGCCAUCACGGAUCUGCUGAUGUGCAAGGACAAGGGCCAGAUCUACAUAGCCUCGGCAUCGCGAGACGGUGUCAUCAAGCUGUGGAAGUGAGCGCCCGCUUAAUAGUAUUUAAUUAUUCAACUGUGAUUAGCCUAAUAAACUGCAAUAUGUCUAACUAUUAAAUAAACAGUUGCUUGUAAACUGUGGUCUAAAAAGCU
Messenger RNA from Drosophila suzukii, 4282 nucleotides. Lineage: Eukaryota; Metazoa; Arthropoda; Insecta; Diptera; Drosophilidae. The record is from RefSeq and is a predicted model, not a curated record.